AUGAGUAGAGGAGAGUCAAAAGAAGCCAAAAUGGUAUUAAUCGGAGGAGUAGGAGAUGGUAAAAGUUCACUUGGGAAUUUUAUCCUUAAAACCAUUAAAUUUGAUGUGAGCAGUAGUUCUGCACCAAAAACACAAGAGACAGUUGGGUAUAAUGGAGAAGGUGAUAGAAGGAAUGUAUUUGUUAUUGAUACACCUGGAAUUCAAGAUUCAAGUGAAAUGGAUGAAAAUCAAAUAAACCAAAUGAUUGAUUAUAUUAAAGAACAGACAGGAGUACAAGCUGUUGUUAUUGUUUUAGACUUCAACAAAGAAGUGUUGUCAGAUAAUGUUGAAAGAAUGAUAAAAUUAAUUUGUAAUGUUUUUCCAACAGAAGGUUUUUGGGAACAUGUUUGUGUUGUGUGGACAAAAUGCUUAUACAAUAUAUCCGAAAACGAAUUAGAAAUAAAAAUUAAAACAAAGAAAGAGAAAUUACUUCCAAAAUUAAAGAAACUUGUAAAAGAUACAACAAGAGAUGAUGAAGACAUUGAAUUUCCAAUGUAUUUUGUAGAUUCUGUCCCAUUUGAAGGAAGUAAUAACAGUAGAACGGAAGAGGAAAUUAAAAAACUUCUAACUUGGGGUUGUUACCUAACACCAAUUAACAAAAAGAGAGAUACAAAAAGAACAAUCAAAUUUAAAAACAUUGACAUUGAGACAAAAGAUGUCAAAUCAAUCGAAGAAGCAAACAAAAAAGAAGUAAAGUUCAAAACUGAACAUAAAGAGCGAGAGAAAAGAACUGGAUUUGAUGGAGAAGUUACAUACACUGAAUGGAAAACCAAAAGUGUUGAAUAUGAAACUGAAACUAGACCAAGUUCAUCAGGGUGUGUCGUGAUGUAA
Molecule: messenger RNA, 870 nt
Organism: Entamoeba dispar SAW760
Lineage: Eukaryota; Evosea; Mastigamoebida; Endamoebidae
Exons: 1
Coding region: 1-870 (289 amino acids)
Molecular function (GO): GTP binding
Source: RefSeq, a predicted model, not a curated record